This is a messenger RNA of Salmo salar (Atlantic salmon), 6354 nucleotides long. Its product is annotated as pro-neuregulin-2, membrane-bound isoform. Lineage: Eukaryota; Metazoa; Chordata; Actinopteri; Salmoniformes; Salmonidae. Gene Ontology annotation, biological process: animal organ development; intracellular signal transduction; nervous system development. The record is from RefSeq and is a predicted model, not a curated record. Gene Ontology annotation, molecular function: signaling receptor binding.
CUUCCCCAUUACUUCAAUGCUGGUAAUCGAUAUUCUCACAUGUGGCCACACGCUGAGCCACUCGGCCACCAUCACACACGUUACUCAUUUUCUCUCGGUGCAAAGAUCUCCAGCCCUGUAUGAACAUGCCCGCAGGACCCGGUGGGUUUCAAUAGGUGAAGCGGCUAUUGGGUAUCAUUCCGUGGGGGUUGCCUGCUUGGCUUUGGCUGCAUAGUAACCAGUGGUUUGGCCAGAUUAGACAGGAUGAGGGGUCUCCAACUCACAGGUUGCCGUGCAAUAGGCUACUACUGGAACCAUUGAGAUUUUCGCAGCGUUAGUCAUCGCACUAGCCGCAGUGUAGCCUUGUCUCUAUACUUACUCUCUGAAUCGCCAGCCCUGUGGUUCAGUACGCACUCCUCGAAGCGUUGGGUUUGGUGGAUCUUUUUAAACUGAACCGCGACCGAACCAUAUGCUGUUGCUAUCAUGGUUGCUCGUGGUUCUGACUCAAGGCGGUUUCAUGGACCCGUGGUCAGUGGUCUGAGGUGAGAGGUGUUGGGUGCGCGGCUCCGGUCAUUAGUGUGUUUGCGCAGGAAGUGGUAGCAGACGCCAGUGGCCGGCCAGGUGAUGUUUGCUCACGUAAGCCGCUCGUGUUUGAGGGGUGCAGGGGACGAGGCUGGAGGGAGCACGCUGUGGCUUCGCCUAACCGGAUCACCAGAUAACAGUAUCCUCUGUCCUUUUCGUUUUACUGAAAAGUAAUCCGAUUUCUACAUUUCUGAAGGUGGAUCAAAAAGCCCAAUCUUGUGUGUGUGUGGCUGUGUGUAUUUGUGCUUUUCUGUUCGCGAAAUCUAACAUUCGUUUUCCGUUAUAGAAAGCCAAUGCGCCCACCCAUGCAAUGACACUUGCUGGAGAGAGAGGAUAAACUAUAGAGGCUUCAUGCAGAGAGAGGAUAAACUGUAGAGGCUUCAUGCAGAGAGAGGAUAAACUAUAGAGGCUUCAUACAGAGAGAGGAUAAACUAUAGAGGCUUCAUACAGAGAGAGGAUAAACUAUAGAGGCUUCAUACAGAGAGAGUAUAAACUAUAGAGGCUUCAUACAGAGAGAGGAUAAACUAUAGAGGCUUCAUACAGAGAGAGGAUAAACUAUAGAGGCUUCAUACAGAGAGAGGAUAAACUAUAGAGGCUUCAUGUAGAGAGAGGAUAAACUAUAGAGGCUUCAUGCAGAGAGAGGAUAAACUAUAGAGGCUUCAUACAGAGAGAGGAUAAACUAUAGAGGCUUCAUACAGAGAGAGGAUAAACUAUAGAGGCUUCAUACAGAGAGAGGAUAAACUAUAGAGGCUUCAUACAGAGAGGGGAUAAACUAUAGAGGCUUCAUACAGAGAGGGGAUAAACUAUAGAGGCUUCAUGUAGAGAGAGGAUAAACUAUAGAGGCUUCAUACAGAGAGAGGAUAAACUAUAGAGGCUUCAUGCAGAGAGAGGAUAAACUAUAGAGGCUUCAUACAGAGAGAGGAUAAACUAUAGAGGCUUCAUACAGAGAGAGGAUAAACUAUAGAGGCUUCAUACAGAGAGAGGAUAAACUAUAGAGGCUUCAUGCAGAACCUCUGGUUUCGAGUAGAGGGUCAUUUACGAGUCUUGUUUUGCGUUUCAAGAGAAAAUAAUAGGUUUGAAGGAGGAUGCAGCAACCAGAUUUUUAACCAUGCAGAACCGGGCCGUUUCCGCGUCUUAGGCUGGUGUGUCCCCAUCUGAAACCGUAUGGGGAAAGCGGCAGACACAGAUGGCAUGGACACUUAUGCAAGGUCUGCCGCUCUGCCCUGCUAUCGGAGCCUAUUCGCAGUCUCCCACUUCAACCCAGCUCCGUCAUCCGCGCCCCUCAGCCGCCCCAGCACUGCAGCAACGGAGCCACGGCCGACGGCAUGAGGCUUGAUCCGGUCCAUUUCUCCAUGCUGGUCAUCGGGGUCUCUUUCGCCUGUUACGCCCCGAGUCUCAAUUCCCUCCAGGACCAGGCAUACCGAUCCGCCGUGGUCAUCGAGGGCGAGGUGCGCUCCUCACCGGAAAACGUCUCUCGGGACCCGUACAGUGUGAAUGUCAAAGUGCUAGACGUAUGGCCCGUGAACAGCGGCGGACUCGAGCGGGAGCAGCUCGUGACCGUCGGGGACUUCGGUUCCGAGGCCCCGUGCACCACUGUAGAGGAGAACCACAGAUAUAUAUUUUUCAUGGACCCAACAGGCGAGCCUUUAGUAUUCAAGGCAUCGUUUGCUCCGCUGGACGCCAGCGGAACGGACCUGAAGAAGGAUGUGGAGAGCGUGUUGUGUGAGGACUGCGCUGCGGCCCCUAAGUUGCGGCCGAUGCGGGGCCAGUCUCUAAUGGAGGGAGAGAGGCUGUAUCUGAAGUGUGAGGCGUCAGGGAACCCCAACCCCUCCUUCCAGUGGUACAAAGACGGCCGCGAGCUCCAGAGGGGAAAAGACGUCAAAAUCAAGACCAAUAAGAAAAACUCCAAGGUCCAGAUCACCCGAGCGAGGCUGGAGGAUUCUGGGAACUACACGUGUGUGGUUGAGAACACGCUGGGCCAAGAAAACGCUACGAGCAGCAUCAGCAUCCAGAGCCUGACCACUACUCUGUCUCCGGGCUCGAGUCACGCCCGGCGCUGUAACGACACAGAGAAGUCGUACUGUGUGAACGGUGGAGACUGUUAUUUCAUACACGGUAUAAACCAACUGUCAUGCAAGUGUCCAAAUGACUAUACAGGUGAUCGCUGUCAAAAAUCCGUCAUGGCAGGUUUUUACAAGCAUCUUGGAAUUGAAUUUAUGGAGGCAGAGGAGCUGUACCAGCGGCGGGUGUUGACCAUCACAGGCAUCUGUGUGGCACUGUUGGUAGUGGGCAUGGUCUGUGUGGUGGCAUACUGCAAAACCAAGAAGCAGAGGAAGAAGAUGCAUGGCCACCUGAACCAGAACGUUAACCAGAACCAGUGUGUGGAGCAGCCCAACCGCAUGCUGGCUAACGGUCCCAACCACCCCGGGCCAGGCCCUGAGGAGAUCCCUAUGGUCGACUACAUCUCAAAGAACGCUCCUACCACAGAGUGUAGUAUUAUACAGCAUGGACCAGAAGAAUCCGUAAACUUCGCAGGAAGCCGAAUGUCCACCAGAUCCCACCACUCAUCUACAGUCUCCCACAACUCCAGACAUGAGGAGCGGACGUGGAGUAUAGAGAGGACAGACAGUAUGAACUCAGACUUCCAGUCAGGGGCGCUCUCCUCGUCAGUGGGCACCAGUAAAUGCAGCAGCCCGACCUGCAUGGAGGCACGGGCACAGAGGGCCGCCUACUGGGGCUGUUCUGAGGGAGCCAGCCUGCAGUAUGGAGACUCCUACGACUCUCUGAGAGAUUCACCUCACAGCGACAGGUAUGUGUCAGCGUUGACCACGCCAGCCCGUUUGUCACCCGUCGAGUUCCACUACCCCCCACUGUCCCCCCAGGUGCCCACCUUCCACAUCACCUCUCCCAACACGGGCCACGCCCUCUCCCUGCCGCCCGCCGCUGUAGCCUACCACCGGGAGGACGACCAGCCCCUGCUAAGAUGCCCCCAGGAUGGACUGUUGUACCGGCAGCCCCGUCGCCCGCGCCAACCCUACCUGACGGAGAGCACGGGCAGCCUUCCGUCCAGCCCCUACCGUCUCCCUGACGACGAGGCGUACGAGACCACGCAGGAGUACGCCUCCUCCCGCGAGCCAAUCAGGAGCCGCCGGCGCCCGCGUCGGAACCGCCUCAACGGACACUUCUCCCAGCGUGCAAUGGGCCUACGGGACUACAGCUCUCAGAGCUUCAGCCAAUCAGAGGAGGAGGAGGAGGAAGAGGAAGGGCACGGGGAGAGCACGCCCUUUCUCAGUAUGCAGAACAUGAACAUGGAGCCGUGCGAACGUGGGUGCCGAUCAUCUACCGCCCCUGGCGCCACCACUGACAUACGGACUCACCGGGCACAGGGGCGACCAAGCACCCGCAGCAAUGGACACAGUAAAACUCCCCAGUCACGCUCCUCGAAACAUGACAACAUACCCCUUUAAGACCCGCCCACCUUGACCACUGACCUCUAACCCCUGACCCCAAAACCUUUGACCCACCUAAAGACAACAAUGGAGUAGAGACAUAUUUUUAUUUUGUAUAACAGACAGAUAUUCUAAACAAAUGAAAUAUUUAUUUUCAUUUUAGCAAAAAUUGUCUACUAGCUAACAGCAAAUACUUUUUUUAUAGGGGAAAAAUAUUUAUAUGUAAAGUUUUUGAUUUACAGCAUUAUGAGAGAGAGAAAAAAAUUAUUCCGUGCCAAUUUUUUCACGAGUUAGACAAUAGAAUAAUAUUGUGGUGCCUUUUGCUGUGUGCUGAAGCCAGAGGUCCUGUUGAGUUUUUGUAGCCUUUCUAAUACAGAUUCCUCAUUUUAUAGACCUCUUUACUUUGACUUCCUCUGAUUUACGAUCUCCCUGUUUGAACUGUGAUAUGAUUCUGUCAUCAUGCAAUAUGAAUCACCCCUGUGUAAAGGUUUAUGUUUACAUGAGAAUGAUCCACACGCAGUAGUUUUUUUCACGGGGGACAUUUAUCACAGACGCAACUGGAUGUGGUGUCCUGUCCUGGUACAGGAAGUGAUGAGGUAGUUUUUGAUGAGUCGCUCAAACAAACUUACGUCAGUCAUUCAUGUCAUCAUCCGCCGCCUGUCAUUGUCUGUGUAUUGUUUUAGAGGAAUGCAGGUGAUCCAAGGUACCUGCACAGGUGUUCAGGGUUUUUAAGUGUUGUGUGUGUGUGUGUGUGUGUGUGUGUGUGUGUGUGUGUGUGCAUGCAUACGCAUGCUCAAUGAUGAGUUGUAGUCUGGUCACAGGCACAGCAGGGGAGCCCUGAGUGUGUCCAUUCAGCUAUGAGGGUGUGUUCACUGUUAAACUGACAUACUUAACCGGCCAAUCCUCAUGCUGCCAGAAGCUCCAUUGCACUGUAAAACCUCCUUCCAUGAGCGUUCAUUGGCCAGGGAGCUGCCAAUCCAACCAAUCCUGUCAAUCCAGCCUGAUUCUGGCCUACAUGGACUGCCCACCCCCGUUUUUAUGCCAGCAGCUUAACUAAAGCCGCACUGUGUCUCAGGACUUUCACAACCCAUGAAGAAAAAAACUCAAUUUCCCAAGAACCACCAUGGUCCAUAGGCCAGAUCCAUUAUGUCCCUCAUCCUUGUCUGUUUUCAUGUCUGAUGUAGUAGGGAGUUUUGGAAACUCUUGAAAACUUGAAAAAAAAAGUGGAGUUUUAAAAAUGCUAAAACAUGCUGAUAUGUAGUUGAUGUUGAGUCUCUUAGAUGAUUGUUCUAUGACAGUGUAAUGACACGGGUUUGUUCUGUGAUGAUGUUGACGACGGCAUUGGCUCGUAGUGAUGAUGGCACUGGAUUGCUGAGUGCUGUGGCAAGUCACAAAGGUUCAUUUUUGCGAAGUCUCUCCUACGUUGACUGAUGGACUGCAGUGUGUUUGAGUCUGUUCGGUUUGUCUUUUUUUCAUCAUAGCCAACAGACGGUUUGGUAGUAUCGAUUAUUGCAUCCUUUGUUGCAUUCCUAUACCUUUAUCAUUAGCAUACGUAUACCUUGCUUGGCCACAUUGACUGAAUGAUCUGAUAUGUGUCUGUCUCUGUCCGACCUCCCCCAUCUUGACAAUGACAUCAUAGAGUAUAACAUAACCUAUUAUCAUGGGACAGGUUACACCUACACAGGACAACAGCUUGCCCACUCCGCUAUGGGUUACAGACAUUCCUCAGAAAGGGUUCACCUCAGAAAUAUUAUCAGAUUUAAUGGGCAGGGAGUCCCGAGAGUGUCCUGCUCCUCUACCUAAUGGAAAAAGGAGUUGGUUUUAAAUGAAAAUAUAAAUGUGCCCCUUUACCAAUCGAGUCUCACAGGAGAUGCAUGCAUCACAAAAAAAAUACACAUAAGUACCUUAAAAAAAAUGACUACCAACUCCUUAGAUGAAUUCAGAGGAUUAUUGUGGAAUACCACUUAUCACAGAGAAAUACAUGUUUUUUUCAUGGCCCAAAGUUCUGGCUAGUAUGUCUUAGUAACACUGUAUUCAAUCUGAGAUUUGCAAUGUGGGAUACUGCCAGUGAGGGUAGUGUGCUUAUAGUGGUAGUUGAAAUGUAAAAUCCCCCUUACUUCCUUCCCUUGCAACCAAUCUUUCCUACCUUGCAUAUUUACUCACACACACACACACACACACACACACACACACACACACACACACACACACACACACACACACACACACACACACACACACACACACACACACACACACACACACGCAUUGUUUGUGUUUGUCCAGCAGUUGUCCUCGACUCCUUGACGCCCCCUCCCUCCCCCUCCUCCCCCAAUCCUCUCAC